Molecule: messenger RNA, 2833 nt
Organism: Megalops cyprinoides (Indo-Pacific tarpon)
Lineage: Eukaryota; Metazoa; Chordata; Actinopteri; Elopiformes; Megalopidae
Product: pyridoxal (pyridoxine, vitamin B6) phosphatase
Exons: 2
Coding region: 354-1283 (309 amino acids)
Cellular component (GO): cytoplasm
Molecular function (GO): phosphatase activity
Source: RefSeq, a predicted model, not a curated record
UGGGCUCUGUGCAGUUUGAUUGGAUGAGCAGGACGCAGCGACGUGACACAGCGGCACCAAUACCAAUGAAUGGGUAGAGGGACGCAAAGGAGGCUUGCAGGCUAAAAAACAUUUGCCGUGUGUCACAGUUCUGUAGGAGAUGGGAGGUGUAUGUAUGUGCCUACUGCCUCGAGUGAGGACGUUGUUUUAUCAUUUUCUAAUCAUUGUCAUAUGCAUGUCUUGUAACAGAGGCAGGUAAAGGUAGCGGAGCGACAGGAACCCGCCCUUAUCCAUUCUAUAAUACAGUGACGUAAUUUUCUUCGGUAUAUACCGCUAACAAGCUAGCUAGCUAGCUGCACAACGCAUCUACCAGAAUGGCAGGCGCUGUCACUAGCAAAGGUUGUCAGAAGAUCAGAGGCUCUCAAAUUAAAGAGCUUCUUGAUGCAAAACGCAAUGUCCUUUUCGACUGCGAUGGCGUGAUUUGGAAUGGCGAAACGGCAGUUCCUGGUGCACCGGAGGUAGUGAGUUUAUUGAAACAGCAAGGCAAAAACGUAUUUUUCGUAACCAACAAUUGCACCAGGCCUAGGGAGAACUACGUGCAGAAGUUUUCCAGGUUGGGCUUCAAUGAUGUCGCACAGGAGGAGAUUUUUAGUUCGGCGUAUUGCUCUGCGGUUUACUUGCGAGACGUGGCUAAGGUGCAAGGCAAGGUCUUUGUCAUCGGGGGUAGUGGAGUGUACAACGAGCUCCGGGACGCUGGCGUGCCUUUCGUGGAAGAAGAGACUGAUACCGCUGGUGGGAGCAUAUACGACUGCCCGUUAGAUUCGGAAGUCAAGGCAGUUCUGGUUGGGUACGAUGAGAAAUUUAAUUUCCUGAAACUGGCUAAAGCUUGUUGCUACUUGCGGAAUGCCGACUGUUUGUUUUUGGCCACCGACCCUGAUCCUUGGCAUCCACUGAGAGGUGGUAGAGUAACGCCAGGUUCAGGAAGCCUCACUGCGGCACUGGAAACGGCAACUGACCGCAAGGCAACUGUGAUCGGGAAGCCAAGCCGCUUCAUGUUCGAGUGCAUAGCCAGCCAGUUCGGAGUUGACCCCGCCCAGUCCCUCAUGGUGGGUGACCGCCUGGAGACGGACAUCCUCUUCGGAACCAACUGCGGCCUGGACACCAUGCUCACCCUGACGGGGGUCUCCAAGAUGGAGGAGGCCGAGGGAUACAAGGACAGCGACACCCCCGAGAAGAAGGACUUUGUGCCGGAUUACGUGGUGGACACCAUUGCUGACUUCCUGCAGAUUGAGGAGGAGGACUGAUGAUCUCAAUGGCCUGCAGCAAGGAGGACUCUGGCGACCUGCACUAAUCAAAGGGCAGUCAGCCAGUGCACCCACGACACUAUCUCUACAAUUUUACUGGACUUUACUCCUCGUUUUCUCCUAAGCACAGCUACAUGAGCCAUUAUCUCUCUUGGUUUGGACUAUCUCAGAAAAAAGCACAACUGUGCAAUGUGCACAUAAAUAUGUCUCAGAGCCAGCUGUGCAGUCAUGGUUUGACAGAAUGUUGGGGUGUGGCCGCAGCAACCUUUCAGAAGCAUUUAAACGUACUUGACAGAAAAUGAGUAACAAUUUCGUAGUGUACUGUUUUCCAAAAGCAGAUCCUAGGUGCUUUUAGAUCCACACAACUCUUGGAGAAACAGCAGUGAAUGCACAGAUGGUAACAAUGAAGCUAAGAUCUGCUUAUCUGAAAUAGACGGACCGACGUUGUGCUCUUUGAGACAAUCAACCUGUCUUAGCAUGCUAGUUGGCGAAAAAAACUUCCUCUGGUCUCAAGUCUGGAUACUGUAUGUAGCUUGGGCCGUUUAGCCUCAUUGAGUAUUCAGAUAACUUAUUCAUACAACAUGCUGAUAAAAAUAACGUUGAUGACACUGUAUUCACAAUGAAUAGUUUGUCCCCUGUACCUCAGUCUUUCCCUGUCACUGCGGACCACAUACACUCAAGUUCUACUGUUGUAAGCAGUCAGUCAGUUAAAUGACUUGUGAUUCCUGAAAAUGUGCAAUUCAGUGGACAGGGUAGACAUGUGAUAAUCUUUGUCAUUCAGUCAGCAGUCGUUUUUUCUGACACAAACUUCUUGGAUCAGAGGCUCGUGAAAACUUCUCAUCUUCUGUCUGGGAGCAGAAACGAAAUGGUUCCCAGUUUCUGUUUCUUGCCUUUGUUGCAGAAAUGUGCCCUCCUUCAGCACUUUUUUCAUCUAUCAAUGGGGGAUAUGACCUUCCUAAUAAUAUUAACCUUAGCUCACAGCUGUGAGACAAAGCUACUUUUUGUUUAUGGAUAUGUAAUACUCCUACUACUCCUUCUACUGCCACUACUCCUUUAGCUGACAGGAUUUGAAGCAAAAAUGACUGCAUCACAUUUUUGAAAAAUAGUUUGAUGACGCACAGGUCUGAAGGAUUGAAAACACGAGUAUUACCCUUCAUACUGUGUAGUCAUAUGCAGCCAUACACAUGCUCUUAUUGUCCCAAGAAAUGUGAAAAUUAGUGAUGCAGUGAGUAAAGAUGAUUGGUCAAAUGAGAUGACUAAUAGUAAGAGGUCACAAAGGGCAUAUUCAUAUUUUAAUGAUCAUUUUUAUUAUUUAUUUACAUUUCCAUUGUUAGAUAAUGUUAUAUGUGCCACUGUGCAAAGUAUGCCAAAAUAUCAACUGGAGCAGUUUGUCAUAUGUGCAUAAAGACACCAACCAAUAUGAGCAUUCCCUUUUGUAUCAUCUAUGUUUAAUGAACAUAGAUGCUUGGCCUUAGACAGUCAGAGCAUAGGUAAGUUUUAUAGGUGCCUGAGUACCAAAUGAAGCAGUAUUACCUGGGCAAAUGGGACUC